Molecule: messenger RNA, 881 nt
Organism: Zeugodacus cucurbitae (melon fly)
Lineage: Eukaryota; Metazoa; Arthropoda; Insecta; Diptera; Tephritidae
Product: attacin-B
Exons: 2
Coding region: 80-715 (211 amino acids)
Biological process (GO): defense response to bacterium
Cellular component (GO): extracellular region
Source: RefSeq, a predicted model, not a curated record
CCGUAGCUAGAACACAUUCUAACGAAAGCUCAAACAGCAAACAAGCAGCAAGCACAGCUUCAACAAAUACAACAACAAUAUGAAAUUCUUUGCAACCAUCGCACUCGCUUUGGCGCUUUUCGGCGCAUUAGCCACAGCUUAUCCACAAUCACUGGGUGGCUCGUUGAGCAGCAAUCCGAAUGGUGGCGCCGAUGCCAGACUGGAGCUGGCGAAAGGUAUUGGUACCCCGGAUCACAAUGUGAUUGGCAAAGUUUUCGCAGCGGGCAAUACAAAUGGCGGCCCGGUGGCCACUGGUGGAUCCUUGGCUUACAAUAAUCAUGGCUUUGGCGCUGGUGUCUCAAAGACUCACAUUCCCGGCGUACGCGACACUUUCAGUCAGAGCGUCAAUGCGAAUCUCUUCAACAACGGCGUGCACAGCUUGGAUGCCAAUGCUUUUGCCUCGCAAAACAAAUUGGCUAACGGUUUCAAGUUCGAACGCAACGGCGCCGGUUUAGACUACUCGCACAUCAAUGGGCAUGGCGCCAGUUUGACCCACAGCAAUAUACCAAACUUCGGUCGGCAAUUGGAAUUGGCUGGUAAGGCGAACCUGUGGUCAUCGCCCGAUCGUAAUACCCGCCUGGACUUAACUGGCAGCGGUUCGAAGUGGUUGAGUGGACCGUUGAGCGGACAGAAGGACUUCAGCGCCGGCUUGGGUCUGACACAUUUGUUUGGUUAAAUGUAAAAACAGAGGGGUUCGAAGAGGAUGUGGGGGAAGAUAUAUGCUUAAUACUUUGUUCGAAGAAAUGUUGUUAAGAAAUUGAAAUUUAUGUCGAACGUAGCGUUUAAUCUGUAUUUCAAAUUAAAUAAUUUAUUACAAAAUAAAAUUGAUUUUAAAAAGUAAA